Dicrocoelium dendriticum is the source of this 922-nucleotide messenger RNA. NCBI's taxonomy places the organism in Eukaryota, Metazoa, Platyhelminthes, Trematoda, Plagiorchiida, Dicrocoeliidae. The record is from the annotation of a GenBank genome assembly.
GUCAUCGAAUUAUGGCUGAACGGGGCGUACCGUUGAUAGACCACCAUAUGUUUGAAGAUCACAUGAUGCUCCGCCGAGCUGCCGUGGAAUGCGUCGCAAACAUGGCCCAGUAUCAUGCGUUUGUUGUUUGUUGCGGAGGCACACUUCCUCUGGACGACGGCGAUCUCGGUGCAAAGUUGCCAUUUCUGCGCUCGGCGACUGAACGCGUCAAGCUUCUGGUGCUAUAUUGUUGUGAGUUUGAAGACUUACUGCUAGUCCGUGCUGCUGUUGGAGCGCUGGCCACCAUGUCAUACGAUCCAGGCAUUAUUACUCUGAUCACCAAGACAUCCACUUGGUUUGAGACCAUACAGACACUGGCUGGUCACGACGCAUGCGAGAUUCAGCAUCGUGCGGCGCACCUGCUCCGCAACAUGGUCGUACAUGGUCAGCGGUCAUUUUGUGAGUUUCUCUACAAAUCCACCAUGCUUGAGGUAAUCAUGUCCCUAAGCCAACUGCCUGAAAUCUCUGCGGAUGAAUCAAUCCCACAAGAAACAAUCUCCAUGAACCCUGGUAUUUCACAAGUCAGGCUUCGAGAGAUGAUGAUGGAAGAUCGCCGCUCCACUGUCCGAUGUGCAUCGGAGGCUCUGCGCCAAUUGCAUCAAUAUGGGCUAGUGGAGCGCGUUCCUGCCUCCCAUGGAAGUAGCUAGAAUGAUCUCGGUUUCCUCGCUGCCAUGGAGAUCCGCCACUAUAUUGCUCUUACCAAUUAAUUACCCAUCUCAAGUGCCUUGCGAUACUAUCUCACCCAAGUGCAUUUAUCCGGCGUUCUUGUUUACUCAGUACUUUACGCUUUUUUCCUUUUACGUUCCUGCCUUUUAUAUGCCGCUAUCUUGUUGCUUUCUCACGUACCACUCUAACAAAUAGAGCCACUGAAACGAUGCAGCAA